Messenger RNA from Anopheles stephensi (Asian malaria mosquito), 2691 nucleotides. RefSeq names its product pachytene checkpoint protein 2 homolog (gene pch2). The transcript is spliced from 3 exons. The coding region runs from base 134 to 1447 and encodes 437 amino acids. Gene Ontology annotation, cellular component: chromosome; nucleus. Gene Ontology annotation, molecular function: ATP binding; ATP hydrolysis activity. Lineage: Eukaryota; Metazoa; Arthropoda; Insecta; Diptera; Culicidae. The record is from RefSeq and is a predicted model, not a curated record. Gene Ontology annotation, biological process: reciprocal meiotic recombination; meiotic recombination checkpoint signaling.
UUUCAACAUGGCCGUUGUAAUUGAAACGGCACAAUUUUUGCACGCGAUCUCGAGCCUCGUCCCCGAUGCUGUGCUUGUAGUGGAAAGUUAAUAUUCGAUAGCAAAGAAAGUAUUCACUCUAGGUGGCAAAAUAAUGGACGAAAUCGUUGUUCCACCAAUACGGAUAGAAGUGGCUUGCACCCGCGGAUUUAACAAAGCGGAGCAAAGCUGCCUGGUUUAUCAGCAUGUGCAUGACAUUCUGGAGGAACGGGAAACGAUUCGCACCGGCACCACCUUCACGAUACCGGUAGCGUACGUGCUGCAGGUAGAGGUGUGCACCAACAUCGACCAGUACAUGGCACGGUCGGCGCUUCAGUUCUACUUCUACGUGCUGCAGGAGUCGGCCGCUGUUGCGGAAACGAUCAGCAACGGUGCGGAGGAGGUGGAAAUUUCCCACCACAUGCUACUGCCGGCCCGGGAGCUGCUCGGUCUGUGGGAGAGCUUGAUCUACGAGGACGGCGUGAAGGACAGCGUGCUAGCGUUUGCCGAAAGUUCCAUGCUGUUCGCCCGCAAGGGUGUCGAUAAGCAUCUGAUCACCUGCAACCGUUUGGCACUGUUCCACGGACCGCCGGGCACGGGCAAGACGAGCCUUUGCAAGGCCAUUGCCCAAAAGCUGUCCAUACGGCUGAUCGAGCAGUAUCGCCAUGCGCAUCUGGUGGAGAUCAACAGCCACAGCCUGUUUUCGCGCUGGUUCUCCGAGAGUGGCAAGCUGGUGCAGAAAGUGUUCAGCGAAAUCGUGGCGCUGCUGGAAGAUGAACAGUCCUUUGUGUGUGUGCUGGUGGACGAGGUUGAAUCGAUUGCAUACGCGAGAGAAAAAGUGUCCUCAAACGAACCGAGCGAUAGCAUACGGGUGGUGAACGCCGUGCUAACGCAGCUCGAUCGACUACGCCACUUCCCGAACGUGUUCAUCCUAGCCACCUCCAAUCUAACGGACAGUAUCGAUACGGCCUUCCUUGACCGUGCCGAUUGCGUGCAGUACAUAGGCCAUCCAACGGAACGUGCCGUGUACGAAAUAUAUCGUUCGGCGCUUGCUAAUUUGCAGACGAUCGGGAUUAUAGAAAAGGAGGGCAAGUUCAACCGCCGGCUAUCAUCGGGCACGGUGUCGUAUGGUAUUCCACCGUACGAGGAUGCCGUCAUGCCCGGCCGAGCGAGCUGUACCAUGCUCGAUAUACUGCUUCAGGUCGUUAAGCUGUCGGCCGGGCAGAGUGGACGGACGUUGCGCAAAAUUCCGUUCCUGGCGCACGCGUUGUACGUGAAGAAGGAAACGGACAGCUUGUUGAACUUUCUGACCGCCAUGCGUCAAGCCAUUCGCAAGGUGCGAAACGAUAAGCGCCUGCUGGAGAAUCAUUCCGCGGAAGACGAUCCGUCGGAAGAGGAUAUUGCGCUCGAUUCGAUAAGGUCGCAUUGAAUGCCCAAAGGAAAACAAUCGUUGAUCGUCAUUAUGAAAUAAUGAUUUUCUUGUUAGAAUAGCAAUUUGGGUUCGAUCGAUUUAAUUAAGAUACGAACCUGCAAUCAAUAUACUGCCUUUGAACAGCACAUGCUAAGCUGAAUAGAAGUGUAAACCAAGCGAUAGCGUUAAAAGCGACAACCAUCGUACUACGGAGGAGCAGGAUCAGUGUCGAUCGGAAGCUGCCGCUGAAUGCUACCGCGCAGCAAGUGUCCAUAAAAAGGAGAAUAAGACACACCGGCAACAGGUGUACUAGGUCCGCCACAUGUUGAUACUGCAAAAGAGGACGCCGGAAAAGGGGGGGGAAGAAUGUGUGUGACACAGUGUACAGCUGUUUGGAUGUGUGCGUGUUUGGCUUACGGUAGAUAUGCGGUAGAAAAUGUAUCCUUGCGCCAGCAGGCAGUUUGUCUGCCAAACGAUGAGAAUAUAGUGCACGUAUCGCGAUAGUUUCCCGCUUGACGGAGUGACAUCUCUUGCUAGUAGAAACACAAACGUCGCCAUGCUAUUUAUCUGUAAGAAAGGAGCGUAAUUGUGCAUUUGUUUGAAAUAUUUCCAAGCACCAUUCCAGACUUACCAGUAGCAGCACGAUGCAUGAGCGAAGGAGAAUUCUUACAUCCGGCGGAUCCGGUGGCAGCCAUCGGGAACAGACUUCCGACAGUGGUGAUCGGGAUGACAGUGGAAGAUGUUUUAGAGGAAACGUCCAGCUUACUGUCGCUGGUAACGUACAGAACCGCGCUUCGAAGCUGAGUUUCAUAUCUUUGGAGGGAAAUUCGAGGACGUUGAUUGUCACAUCCACCGUAUGGUACCGUUGCUAGAGGAUAGAUAUCAUCGGUUACUAUGAUCUCUGUAUCCUCUAUCUUUCUAACGUAGGGGUUGUUACUAACUAUAGCAACCGAUUUUCCGACCUGGGUCGUUUGGUGUCAUUCGCUUGAAGGUACUAGCGCUCUGGAGUUAUCUGCUGCAAAAAAAAAACCCGGAAUCAAACCCAACAUAUCCCGGCUCCCUGAUGCAACGGGAGUUUCUUGCUUUGCGUUUUUAUUCGUAGGGAUUUUUGUUUGCUUUUUUCUCUUUUCUUGAUAGCAUUAUUGUUAUUCCAAAAAAAAAAAACGAUGUUAAACCUAAAAUGUUCCACCCUUUGCCUUUGCUCGUAUUCCAAAUAUGCUUAAGGAUGAAACAAAAACAAAAAAGAAAAAUCUGUUGUCAUA